UCCAAAGUCACCCACUGGUCGCCGGUGUCAAGCAACUCCGCGGCAGCCGUCCCUUGAACCUCUCGCAGCCCCUAUCGAGCCAGCUACUUGGGCGCAGACUCCUGCGAUUCUCUUCUCCGUGGUUGACGCGGGAUGACUUGGUUGUUGUAAGAGGCUGCCAUUGUUUCUCGUGUCUCGCGCGCGCCGCCUCGUCAAGAUGUACGUCAAACAGAUCAUUAUUCAGGGCUUUAAGAGCUACAAGGACCAAACAGUCAUUGAACCCUUCUCGCCGAAACACAACGUAAUCGUGGGUCGAAACGGAUCCGGCAAGAGUAACUUCUUCGCAGCCAUUCGCUUUGUCCUCAGCGAUGCCUAUACGCACUUGGGUAGAGAGGAGCGCCAGGCGCUUCUUCACGAAGGUUCGGGUUCCGCGGUGAUGUCGGCGUACGUGGAAAUCAUCUUCGAUAACUCAGACGAUCGGUUCCCCACUGGCAAGCCCGAGGUCGUCCUUCGUCGCACGAUCGGACUGAAGAAAGAUGAAUACACUCUCGACCGCAAGAACGCCACCAAAUCUGAUGUGAUGAACCUGCUCGAGUCGGCAGGUUUCUCUCGCUCCAAUCCGUAUUACAUUGUGCCUCAGGGUCGUGUGACGGCCUUGACCAACAUGAAGGACUCCGAGCGCCUUAAUCUCCUCAAGGAAGUCGCCGGAACCCAGGUCUACGAAGCCCGCCGUGCGGAGUCGCUGAAGAUCAUGCACGAAACGAACAACAAGCGAGCGAAGAUUGACGAACUUCUGGAUUUCAUCAAUGAACGUCUCGCGGAACUGGAAGAGGAGAAGGACGAGCUGCGCAAUUAUCAGGAGAAGGACAAGGAACGAAGGUGCUUGGAAUACACCAUCUAUUCUCGCGAACAGCAGGAGAUUGCCAGUUUUCUCGACAGUCUCGAGGAGCAAAGACAGACAGGCGUUGAGGACACCGACAUGAAUCGCGAUCGCUUCAUUCAAGGGGAGAAAGAAAUGGCACAGAUCGACUCUGAGAUCGCAGAGUGCAAGCAGCAGAUCGAGUUUCUCAAGGUCGACAAAGCUCAACUGGAAGAUGAGCGUCGCGAAGCGUCCAAAUCUCUGGCACAAGUAGAAUUGCAGGCCAAGUCACUGUCGGACAACCAGGCUGCUGCCUUGGCUCUCAAGGCGCGCCACGAUGAAGAUCUCAAGACGGUUCAGCAAGCGAUUCAGGAGCGCGAGGCAGAACUGCAGCAGCUUCUACCCCAGUUUAAUGCCGCCAAGGAUCAGGAGGAGGCUGUCAAGGCCAAGCUCACCGAAGCCGAGACGGCCCGCCAACGGCUGUAUGCUAAGCAAGGUCGCAACUCACGAUUCCGCAACAAGAGUGAGCGUGACAAGUGGCUGCAGACGGAGAUCAAGGAGAACUAUUCUUCCAUUUCCUCAGUUCAAGACGUCAUGGCGCAAACUCAGGAGGAUAUCAAGGAGCUUGAGAACGAAAUCGCACUCUUGGAACCGGAAACUGAACGCCUGCGAAAGAUGAUUGAUGGCAGAGGAGACACCAUUCACUCGGUGGAACAGCUGGUCCAAUCUGCGAAGGACGAAAGAGAUCGCCUGAUGGACCAAAGAAAGGAGCUCUGGAGAGAAGAGGCCAAGCUAGACUCGAUCCUGUUCAACGCCUCGAACGAAGUGGCGCGUGCGGAGCGCAACCUAUCUCAAAUGAUGGACCACAAUACAAGUCGCGGUAUCGCGGCUGUCAGACGAAUCAAGCGGCAGUACAACCUCGAGGGAGUGUACGGCACACUAGCGGAGCUGUUCGAGGUCAGCGACAGAUAUCGGACGUCUGUUGAGGUUACAGCCGGUCAAAGUCUGUUCCAUUAUGUUGUCGACACCGAUGAGACUGCUACGAAGGUCUUGGAAAUCCUCCAGCAGGAGAAAGCUGGCAGAGUUACAUUCAUGCCUCUGAACAGGCUUCGGUCCAGGCCAAUUAAUAUGCCUAGGGCAAGCGACACGAUUCCGAUGAUUGAGAAGCUCCAAUUCGAUUCGAAAUACGAGAAAGCCUUUACCCACGUGUUUGGCAAGACUAUCAUUUGUCCCAACUUGCAGGUUGCCUCGCAAUAUGCCCGCAGUCACGGAGUCAACGCAAUAACUCCUGAGGGAGAUCGCUCUGACAAGCGAGGUGCCCUCACAGGUGGUUUCCACGAUUCUCGUCAGUCGAGACUCGAUGCCGUGAAGAAUUUGACGAAAUGGAGAGAUGAGUAUGAGACCAAGAAGAGCCGAGGAAGUGAGAUUAGGAAAGAAUUGGAACAGCUUGAUCAGCUCAUCACGAAAUCCGUGGGCGAGCUUCAGAAGUUGGAACAGCAAAAACACCAGGUACUGAACAACAGCGGGCCUAUGCGACACGAGCUCAAAGCCAAGCGCGAUCUCCUCCAGAAGAAGACCGACAAUCUUGAAGCUAAACGUCGGGCUAUCCGCAACAUCGAGAACAACCUGGCUGCCCUGUCUGACCAGGUCAGUGCUUUCGAGGCAGAGUUGAAAUCACCCUUCCAGAAGGCGCUCAGUAAUGAGGAAGAAGCGCGCUUGGAAACCCUCAACAACACUGCUCAGGAGUUGCGGCGCCAAUACCAAGAGCUUUCUAGUCAGCGGAGUGAGCUUGAAGCUCGCAAGUCUGUUCUUGAGGUGGAAUUGCGGGAGAACCUGAACCCUCGGCUGGACCAACUCGUGAGCCAGGACAUGGAUAUGGCGGAUGAUGAUGGUCAAGGCAACCUGAAAGAAACACAGCACGAGAUGAAGCGCCUGUACAAGGCCCUGGAGAAACUCGCUCAACGACUUCAACAGGUGGAUAACUCGAUCGACCAGGCUACUGCCCGUGUCUCCGAACUCAAUCAGCGGAAUACGGAGACCCGUCGCGAACUCGAAGAUCUGGCAAAGUCCAUCGAGAAACACCAGCGUCGCAUGGAGAAGAGUAUGCAGAAGAAGGCUGCUCUGACCAAGCAGGCGGCCGAGUGUGCUGCCAAUAUCCGCGACCUGGGCGUGCUGCCCGACGAGGCGUUCAGCAAGUACAAGAACACCGACUCGAACACGGUGGUUAAGAAACUGCACAAGGUCAAUGAGAGUCUCAAGAAGUACUCUCACGUCAACAAGAAGGCAUUUGAGCAGUACAACAGCUUCACCAAGCAGCGGGAAACGCUGACGAGUCGACGAGAGGAGCUCGAGGCAUCGGAAAAGUCUAUCGACGAUCUGAUCACCGUUCUCGACCAGCGCAAGGACGAGGCCAUCGAACGAACCUUCAAGCAGGUGUCGCGCGAGUUCCACAAUGUGUUUGAGAAGCUUGUCCCCGCUGGCCGUGGGCGCUUGAUCAUCCAGCGUAAAACCGACCGCGCUCUUCAACAGCCCGACGAACUUGAGUCCGACGACGAGGCGACCCGCGAGAGCGUGGAGAACUACGUUGGAGUCGGCAUCAGCGUCAGCUUCAAUAGCAAGCACGACGAACAGCAGCGAAUCCAACAGCUCAGUGGUGGGCAGAAGAGUUUGUGUGCGCUCGCGCUGGUCUUCGCAAUUCAGGCCUGUGACCCGGCACCGUUCUACCUCUUCGACGAGAUCGACGCCAACCUCGACGCCCAAUACCGUACAGCGGUGGCGCAGAUGCUGAAGUCCAUCUCCGACUCCACGAACGGACAGUUCAUCUGCACGACCUUCCGGCCGGAGAUGCUGCACGUGGCGGAGAAGUGCUACGGCGUCAGCUUCCGGCAGAAGGCCAGUACCAUUGACGUUGUGUCGAGGGAAGAGGCACUCAAGUUUGUAGAAGAGCAGAAGACUUGAAGAGUGGUACUUGGUGUUCGGUGAGCCAAGUUUCGUUGCUAGUUGGUUUGCUGCUCGAUAUUUAUGGGAUGGGCAAACGGAGCAGGCGCAUUAUAUGAUUCGACGGGGUUCGCGGUUUAUUCUGUGGCACUUUUAGUUUGAUGUAGAGGAAAAAUGAUUCUUUCCUCGACGUACAUGCACUUUCUACUCCGUAUUUCUUGUGUUUGUUCUUUUCUUUCUAGUUUGGUGAUUACGAUUCCCAAUGCUAUGUUCAAUCGAGGAUUU
Molecule: messenger RNA, 4060 nt
Organism: Aspergillus saccharolyticus JOP 1030-1
Lineage: Eukaryota; Fungi; Ascomycota; Eurotiomycetes; Eurotiales; Aspergillaceae
Product: chromosome segregation protein SMC
Exons: 4
Coding region: 197-3796 (1199 amino acids)
Biological process (GO): mitotic sister chromatid cohesion
Cellular component (GO): chromosome
Molecular function (GO): ATP binding; protein binding; double-stranded DNA binding
Source: RefSeq, a predicted model, not a curated record